GCAAAAUUAUUAGUAAUUACUAAUUUACUAUGUUCGUGAAUUAUUUACACAGAGUAGUGAGUAGUGAGUACAGACGUUAGACAUACUGCAAUAACUAAACAUUUUAAAUCAACAUUAGACCAUACCAUAGAUAAAAAGAGUGUUUAGCUCGUUGUACUCUCGUAGAGUGAAGACUGAAGAGUCUAACGCAGUGCUUACACAACUUUUUAGUUAUUCUAGAGUUCUAUAAUAUACUACUUUUAGUAUACUACCCAUGAUAUAACAUUGAAAAAAAAAAUUGUUAUAGCAUGAUACUACUUAUAUUAUAAUAGACGUCCAUUUGUACAUUUGUUCAUUAUAGUCUAGCCUUCGUAGUGAUUAUAUUAUUUUAAAAAAAGUUUACAUUAUUUUUUAAUUUUUAUAUCACCUUUCACGCUCGUUUCUUGCGAUUUAGUGAUUUUUAUAUACUAGCAUUGAUUAUAAAUUAUACUAGAUAUGUCGUCGUCCACAUCAGUGAAAAUGGUGAAGUUCAACAAUGGCCAACAGUAUCCAAUCUUAGGUUUGGGCACUUGGCAGACCACACCUGAAUUAAAAGAAUCUGAACAAACAGAGAUUUACGAUGCAGUAAAAAGUGCAAUUGAUAUAGGAUAUCGUCAUUUUGAUUGUGCAGCUUUUUACAAUAAUGAAAAUUCCAUAGGAAAGGCUAUUGCUGAAAAAAUUAAAGAAGGAGUCAUUAAAAGAGAAGAAUUAUAUAUUACUAGUAAGCUAUGGAAUAACAACCAUAAACCCCAAGACGUGGAAGUUACAUUGAAGAAUAGUUUGAAGUUAUUGGGUUUGGAUUACCUAGAUUUAUACCUUAUUCAUUGGCCAGUUGCGACUACUGAACAUCCGAUUGCGAAAGAUAGUGAAGGAAGAUUCAUUGGCACUGAUGAUUCUUAUUUAGACACAUGGAAAGCUAUGGAACAAUGUGUCCUAUCAGGACUCACAAAAUCAAUAGGAAUUUCAAAUUUUAAUAUUAAACAAACGAAAGAAAUUUUGGAAAUAGCAACAAUAAAACCAGUUGUUAAUCAGGUCGAAAAUCAUCCUUAUUUAACUCAAAAUAAACUUAAAGAGGUUUGUGAGAGUAAUGGAAUUCUAUUAACUGCUUAUGGACCUUUAGGAUCACCUUACAGAGGUGCAAACUCAGAAGGAUUAGUACUUUUAGAUGAACCAAUUAUUAAAAAAAUUGCCGACAAGUAUGAGAAGACCAAUGCUCAAGUAUUAAUACGUUUUCAGGUUCAAAGAGGUGUUAUAGUUAUACCAAAAUCAUCUAAUCCAGAAAGACAAAAAGAGAACUUUGAUGUCUGGGAUUUUGAAAUUAGCAAGGAGGAAAUAGAUUUACUGGAGUCAUUGAACAAAAAUCUACGUUAUGUUCUUUUCAAAACCGUAAGUUGAAGUAAUGAAUAACAUAAUUGUAUGACUUAUGUUUUAAAUUUUUCAAAUAUUUAAAUUUUAAUAAUUUUUUUUAGAGCAAUGCACUUGAAAGACUAUCCAUUUAAUGAAGAACCAUAACUACACAGAUAAAAACAGACCUUUGAUACUGUUAUAUUUGAAAUAAGAAAUAUAAAAUUGAAUUGAA
Molecule: messenger RNA, 1597 nt
Organism: Metopolophium dirhodum (rose-grain aphid)
Lineage: Eukaryota; Metazoa; Arthropoda; Insecta; Hemiptera; Aphididae
Product: 1,5-anhydro-D-fructose reductase-like
Exons: 6
Coding region: 475-1413 (312 amino acids)
Cellular component (GO): cytosol
Molecular function (GO): aldose reductase (NADPH) activity
Source: RefSeq, a predicted model, not a curated record